AUGGUCGCUCCUACUUCUACAUUUCUAAAGACCUUCUGGAGAGUGCACCAGAGCUCUUUGAAUUCGUUGAAAGCUCUGAGCGAUGAGGCUUCGUUCGACGAAAAAGAGGCACAUCGGAAGCAGUCAGCGAAAAUUCUCAAAGAAAUGUUUGCACCAAACUUUACACGCGCUGUGCUGGAACUUGUGACAUCUGACGAAGCUCGUGAACAGCUCGCUGCAACCUUAAAAAAGAAGGCUAUCUGUUUCACGGAUGAGUUCGAGACUGCGGCGGUGGAGUGCAUGGCUGCGAUGGUUCGAGGGCAAGCUCUGGAUCCCUCUCGAUUCCAUAGCCACCCCGAUAUAGACCCCGACACCAGGCGGGCGGCAUCGACGAUGAUAGAGCUAGGGUUUGCUAAGAUCAUCGGUGGUGGCUUCGAGCAAGGCAGAUUAUGGUUAUGCAGUCCUGCCAUGGGGAGGGUUGGGCAGUUGCUCUUGGGAGCUCGUCCGACUGGCGAUAAUGCUAAAACAGUGACGCUUUCAACUGGAGGAAGACGCGACUCCGAGCUGAGGGCCGGCGUUUUGCGUUUCCUGGAUCUCCUUGUCAAGGAUGGCCACCUCUCCUCGGACUCCCAUCGUAAAGAAUUGGUCCAUGGCUGUCCGAUGGUCAAUAGCGUCUUGGUUGAGCGAGUUAAUGGGACGAUUGAUUCCCUGGAGGAAUGGCUUAGAGCUCCCCCGAAUACUCGGAAUCCAACCGACGUCAACAUUUCUCUAACAGAUGCUGCCAAUAGUCCUAUACUCAAGCUAUAUAAGGAUAUUCCAGACGCUUCAUUGAAAGAGGAUUUCAUGACUGUGCUGGCUCUUACGAUUCGCGAGGCAUCGAACAUACCCGCCUGUAAGGAGUACGCAGAUGAGGCUGAUCGAGAGUUCUUUGUGUUGCAUACCACUGGGAAGAGUGUUCUCUCGCGUUGGCUUGACAAACAGAUUCAGAAGCAUAAUUCACGAGCAUUGGAAGAUUACAAGAAGUAUCUCGCGUUGGGUCCUACGGAAGCAGAUGCCGCUAUUCAGGCUUUCACCUCAAUACUACCUCUUGGAAGCAGCCAAUUCACUCUACCAUUUGGUGCUGAUAUCGAUCGGGCCAUCACCAAUUUUCACUUUGCUAAUAUAAACUCUUCCAAGGCGGCUCGUCUCCCACGGGACGUCCUUUCUGCGGAUACGGUUGGAUCGAUUCUCCGGCUCCUUGGCGUUGGAAUCUUCGAGGUGGAUGUCCGGAAUACCAUGGCCAAAUGCAUUAGUCAACCACACAGCAGAGUUGCGAACGUCAAGAAAAUACAGAUGGCGGAUCCGGCGGUUUCACCUGGGGACGACGAAAUUGUCAUCAUGAAUAUGGGAGCUGCAGUAGGGCCCAGUCCCGAUACAGCUUCGACACUAGCCGCUGGCGUUGCAGCACGAGUUCAAGCGACCUUGACUGGUGCAACAGUGUCAAAAACGACGGCCCAACCAGGUGAUAAUGCUUCAUCGCUGAACAAGAACGAUAGUUUGAUGGCGCCGGGGCCGUCAGUUGUCGAAGACACUACUGGCGAGGCUGAAGAUUUGGUUGACCUGCUCCUCAAGGAGAUUUUAGCACGGGUACCUGCGUCGGCUAGGAAAUUCCGACCACGCCCAAAGAAAAUCAGCAAAGGCGUUUACAAGUUCGGCCUUCGAGAUGUUUCGUUUCUAACACGGGAUGGCUCCUUGUAUGUAUCACACAUAGACGGUAUAGCAGCCAAACCACAGUACGGUGAGACUGAAGUAUCUGCUACCACCUUCGUGGCCUCUGAGUAUGGUGUGAAGGCACCUUCGGACUUGGACAACUUGACGAACCUUCUUCGGCCUUCCAGCUUUGGCCUUCAACGCCAACAGUUACUUCCUGGGCCCUCCAGCUCUAUGUUGCCAGCCGGGGCUCCCUCAUCGUCAUCAUCAAAUACAGUUGGGGGAGGCAGUUCUGAGCAUCUGGUUCGACGGACCAUCGAUUGGAAAUCCUUCGGGUUCCUGCAUCGACUCAUCAAACUUGGGAUGGAUGCUAACGAUACACAGUGGCAAGCUCUGUGGGAUCGGUUUUCAACCAACGAGGGGUUAGGAUCAGCUGCGAAUCCCCGGAAGCAAAAGCUUGAAACACUUCAGAAGUUCGUGGAGCAGAGCCUGGUGUAUGCCGUGCGCAAGGACUGGGCGAAGGAGCUGUUGUAUAAGAAGCCUGGUGAUCCAGAUCCCGUGAUCGAUUCUAUGAACGAUGAGAGCGAGAUUGAGCCCACACCUUCACAGGGACCCGCUGUCGCUUUAAGAAGGAAGGAUCGACACAAGAAGCACCGACGUCACCGCCACCGCUCACGCUCUCCAUCUCAUUCUCGGCGUAGGAGUAAAUCGUUGAGUAUUGCUAGUAUUUCCCGCUCGGAGGGUCGUCUAUCCAUGAGCGGCGGGUCAUCGCCCCGGCCCUUCCCUGGUUUCAUACCUCCGACUGCUCCAGUUCCUCCCGGACAUGGUGCCUUCUACAAGACUCGAUUGUGUCCGCUCUUUCAAUCUGGGUCUUGUCCUCGUGGGCAGGCUUGUAGCUACGCCCAUGGUCCCCAGGAACUCCGCCCCGAUGUAGCGGCCGGAGGUAGGCUUAGUGGAGGCUUGAUGGGUGGUCUUCACACAGGCACUGUUAUGCCAACUGCACGGGUGGGUGAUAGUGUCACACUUAGCACUACUGGAGGUGGUGGGAGUAUAAUGGAUGGAGGUGCCUCAUCCAUGCUGCCCAUGGGAAGUGCUCCGCCCAAUAAUCCCUACUAUAAGACGCGGAUGUGUCAGGCGUUUCAGCAAGGGCUAUGUCAGAAGGGUGCCUACUGCAACUAUGCCCAUGGUGCUGAUGAGAUGGCAUAUUAUGGAGGCGGUGUAUCUGGGGUGCUUGCUGGCGCGGGUGGAGAUCUGCCUAGAGGUGCUGUCAGUGCAAAUGAUAUAAGACUGGCCGAGAAGCGGCGGUUUGAAAAAAAACGUCACCAUCAUAGUAGGUCUCGGUCCUCUUCUUCAGACGCUUCAUCGCGGAGCGAUUACAGUAGCGACAGUAAUAGCAGUAGUUCAGGGGACGAAACUAAUCGUCGUAUCCGAGAACUGCAACAGCGGCUUGGACUUGGCCAUAAUGGAGUUAAUAAGCUACCGGGCAGCAAUGGUCCAAUGGGACCACCGGUUGCAGCGGGGAUGGGCAUGAUGGGCCAGCAAGUUUCUAUUCAAGCUCCCGCUCCAAGGAGGUAUAGAACUGAAUUAUGCAAGCACUUUAUGGAGGGUAAAUGUGGCUAUGGGGAGCAUUGCUCUUACGCUCAUUCCAUGGAAGAAAUACGUCAACACGUAGCUGGUAACCUCCCUGCAUCUAGCCCAAUCCAGACCUCGAUUCAACAAUCAAACUUCACGACGGGGCAACCACUCCCUCAGCCUCAGUUCAAUACAGCAUCAUCAGUGUCUCUCCUGGAGAGUGCACGAAGUGAUCAAUCAACUAAGCGGAGCCAGUUGGGACACGGUCACCACCACCACCAGAAGGAUAAGAAGCUUCGUACAAGUUCUGGUGCACCUGCUGCGGUGAAGAUCUGUCUCGAUGAUCUCUAA
This is a messenger RNA of Perkinsus marinus ATCC 50983, 3591 nucleotides long. RefSeq lists its product as hypothetical. Bases 1 to 3591 code for a protein of 1196 amino acids. The transcript has 19 exons. Lineage: Eukaryota; Perkinsozoa; Perkinsida; Perkinsidae. Gene Ontology annotation, molecular function: mRNA binding; metal ion binding. The record is from RefSeq and is a predicted model, not a curated record.